Pocillopora verrucosa is the source of this 788-nucleotide messenger RNA. Its product is annotated as SREBP regulating gene protein. The record is from RefSeq and is a predicted model, not a curated record. Gene Ontology annotation, biological process: positive regulation of SREBP signaling pathway. NCBI's taxonomy places the organism in Eukaryota, Metazoa, Cnidaria, Anthozoa, Scleractinia, Pocilloporidae.
GGCCAUGUUGGUCAGUGUUCAAUGAGUGUUGUGUUCGUUCGCCGUUGGCUUGUGGCUUUUUUCAUAGCCAUAGGAAUUAUUUGCAUAGUUUUUAUUUCCCUCAGGAAGUCUUAUCAAGAGUCAUAUAUCCUUGAAGUUCCUACCACUGAGUUUCAGUGGAUCAAUAUUGAGAACUUGACAGAGUUUAGAGAUUGCAGAAAUUCUAUCCAAGGAGCUCUAUUGAUUGUUGAUGAAAGAGGAUUUAUCUGUAAUCGUAAAGACCUGUCUGCCAGUGGGUGUUGUCACAGUGGAGGAGAGAGUACAAAACGUUACGAGUGCAGAUAUUGUCAGAACAAUAACUGUUGCAGCAUUUAUGAACACUGUGUUUCCUGUUGUUUAAACCCUGACAAUAGGAGAUUACUGGAACAAAUUUUGAUACUUGGAUCAUCAGUGCCUAAUGUGAUUUCCAAGUCUGUCGGUGACCAGUUUGAGCUGUGCUUGGUCAAAUGCCGCACUUCCUCUAAGAGUGUGUGGCAUGAGAACUCAUACAAAGAUAAGACAUUCAAACACUGUUUUGGCCUGACUGGACCAGAAUUUGCUGGUGCUUUGUAGAUAUUUAGUUAACUUGAAAUUAGCAAAGUCAGUACAGAAAAAUAUUCUUGUAAAUGAAAAGAUAUCUAUUUUUUUGAAAUUGUAUUUUAUUUGUGCAGAAUUUGAAAAUGUUAUCAUCUCAUAGGUUUGUCUUUAGGAUAUUAGGUUCUUAAAAAUUUUUCUCAAAUUAUCUUGCAUUUCAUAUACCUACAUAGGUA